CUGCAGGUGGAGAGCGGCGGUCAGACCUUCACCGUUGAAGCUGAGCAGCUUAUUCUCAGCGCCGGUGCGGUCGGCUCGCCCCACCUGUUGCUGCUCUCCGGCGUAGGCCCGGCCGGGCAACUGGAGAACCUGGGCGUUCCGGUGGUUCAGGACCUCGCGGGCGUGGGGCGGAACCUGAAAGACCACCCGAAGGUGUACGUUACCUGGGAAGUCGGAGACGGGUUUGUUACUCCAUCGAACCGGGGGGCCGGCGGCGCGGCGCUGCGGCUAACCGCUCCCGGCUCCCAUCUGAGAAACGAUCUGGGAAUCAGUCUUUCCGCCCUGGUCGCGCCCCGGGUCAAGGGAACCGCGCCGGCGCCCCAGGCUCAAUGGCCACGGGCUGAGGGGGAGGACGCCGCCAGCCGGCACAUUGAAAUGAUGGUCGCCCUGCUGCUGCCCGAAAGCCGGGGGGAACUGACGCUAACCUCGUCCGACUACCGGGUGCAGCCGGCCAUGCACUACAAUUACCUGGCCGAACCCUUUGACAGAGCGCGGCUGAGGGCCGGCGUUUAUCUGGCCCUGGAUCUGGCCGGGCGACACGAACUGGCCCCACUUUUGGGGAAUCGUAUUGAACCCGAGGACGACGACCUGGCGAGCGACGACGCGUUGGACCAAUGGCUUCUGAGGGAAGCGACUACCUACUCCCACAUUUCCUGCACUUGCAAAAUGGGACCGUCCGAAGACCCUCUGGCCGUAGUCAAUCAAUAUGGGGAAGUGCAUGGCAUGGAAGGGUUGCGCAUCGUUGAUGCGUCGAUCAUGCCCGACCUGGUACGCGCUCCCAUCAACCCGGCGGUGAUAAUGGUGGCGGAACGGGUAGCGUACUUUGUCCAGGCCAGCCGGUAA
Geodia barretti is the source of this 882-nucleotide messenger RNA. The record is from the annotation of a GenBank genome assembly. Lineage: Eukaryota; Metazoa; Porifera; Demospongiae; Tetractinellida; Geodiidae.